AUGUGGCUCCUCACAGUGACCCAGGUCUUAAGGAAAAUGCAGAGGCGCCACAGCAGUAACACGGAUAACGGUCCACCUGAAAGAAAUCGCAGCCAAGCGCUCAGCUCUGAGGCGAGCGUGGAUGAAGGCGGUGUCUUUGAGAGUCUGAAGGCAGAGUCGGCCUCCCCACCUGCGCUCUUCUCUGGUCUCCCCAGCCUCCCAGCGGGCAGCCUGCCCGCCACCCCGUUUCCGUCCAGCCUGGUGCUGGGGGCAUCGGCCGGAGGCGGGGACGUGUUCAUCCAGAUGCCUGCGUCCAGGGAGGAGGGCGGGGGCCGGGGCGAGGGGGGCGCCUACCACCACCGCCAGCCCCACCACCACUUCCACCACAGCGGCCACCGCGGGAGCUCACUGCUGCAGCACGUGGGCGGGGACCACCGCGCCCACUCGGACGAGGGGGGCGACGAGCAGCCGGGGACGCCCGCCCCUGCCCUGUCCGAGCUGAAGGCCGUGGUCUGCUGGCUCCAGAAAGGCCUGCCCUUCAUCCUGAUCCUCCUGGCCAAAGUGUGCUUCCAGCACAAGCUCGGCAUUGCCGUGUGCAUCGGGAUGGCUAGCACCUUUGCCUACGCCAACUCCACGCUGCGAGAACAGGUCUCUCUGAAGGAGAAGAGGUCGGUGCUGGUCAUUUUGUGGAUCUUGGCCUUUCUGGCGGGGAACACCCUAUAUGUGCUCUAUACGUUCAGUUCCCAACAGCUGUACAACAGCCUCAUAUUCCUGAAGCCCAACCUGGAGACGCUGGACUUUUUCGACCUGCUGUGGAUUGUGGGCAUCGCUGAUUUUGUGCUGAAGUAUGUCACCAUUGCCCUCAAGUGCCUCGUCGUGGCCCUGCCCAAGAUCAUCCUGGCUGUCAAGUCCAAGGGAAAGUUCUAUCUGGUCAUCGAGGAGUUGAGCCAGCUGUUCCGAUCGCUUGUCCCGAUCCAGCUGUGGUAUAAAUACAUCAUGGGAGACGACUCCUCCAACAGCUACUUCCUAGGAGGGGUCCUGAUUGUUCUCUACAGCCUCUGCAAGUCAUUUGACAUCUGUGGUCGUGUGGGCGGAGUUAGGAAAGCCCUGAAGCUUCUCUGCACCUCUCAGAAUUAUGGCGUCCGGGCCACUGGGCAACAAUGCACGGAAGCUGGUGAUAUCUGUGCCAUCUGCCAGGCUGAGUUCCGGGAGCCUCUGAUCCUCAUGUGCCAGCACGUGUUCUGUGAAGAGUGCCUCUGCCUCUGGCUGGACCGGGAGCGCACCUGCCCGCUCUGCCGCUCGGUUGCCGUGGAUACCCUGCGCUGCUGGAAGGAUGGGGCCACUUCGGCACACUUCCAGGUGUAUUAG
Neomonachus schauinslandi (Hawaiian monk seal) is the source of this 1347-nucleotide messenger RNA. It is a transcript of the gene RNFT2, whose product is annotated as ring finger protein, transmembrane 2. Lineage: Eukaryota; Metazoa; Chordata; Mammalia; Carnivora; Phocidae. The transcript is spliced from 10 exons. The coding region runs from base 1 to 1347 and encodes 448 amino acids. The record is from RefSeq and is a predicted model, not a curated record. Gene Ontology annotation, molecular function: ubiquitin protein ligase activity. Gene Ontology annotation, biological process: positive regulation of ERAD pathway.